Messenger RNA from Anopheles funestus (African malaria mosquito), 5764 nucleotides. RefSeq names its product WASH complex subunit 2 (gene FAM21). NCBI's taxonomy places the organism in Eukaryota, Metazoa, Arthropoda, Insecta, Diptera, Culicidae. The transcript is spliced from 4 exons. The record is from RefSeq and is a predicted model, not a curated record. The coding region runs from base 482 to 5125 and encodes 1547 amino acids.
ACGGUUUUUUGUGCAAUAUUUAAAAUAUUGCAUACAGCAUCUGGAUCGAGUAAUAUAAACAGGCUCACUCACACCACCGCACCGACUUUGACAGCAUUACAAAGUGGCAAUAAGAAAUGAAAAUACAAAACAGAGUAGCAAAAAAAACCCAUCAUAUUUUUAGAAGAAACAUUGAAAUUAAUGAUUAUUAGAAUACGCUAGUGAUAGUUCUUUUGGUGUAAAAUUCUUUGAUUAAACCCCGAGUGAUAUUCAUCGUUGAAACACAGCUAGUGCUUGAAGCAUGCAACCGAAUUGCAGAUGAUAUGCAAUUGUAGGGCAAGCAACCUUUUAACUGCAGCGGAAAUGGUUAUCUGAUAGCGUUUCGGGCAAUACAGAAAACGAAAUUAUCGUGAUCGCACGUUAAAUCGUUGUAACAAAUCUGUUGUGCUCCCUGGAGAAGUGUUCCGAGUGUUUCGUGUAUUAUAGAACCGUCGGAAACAAAAUGGCACUCACGCCGGAUCAACUUCGCCAGCGUAUCCCCAACUGGUCACUUGAAUCGGACGGCCAACUGUUGCAGUACAUGGUUUCGAUCGCGAAGAAUAUCGAAAAUUUAUGCAGCAAAACGAGGGAUGAUUUGGACAGCUUAAUGCUGGAAGUGAAACACUCCGAGGUGACAUUAGCCAACGCAACAAAUCAAUUUUCAGCCGUUGAACAAGUGAAGUUCGUGGAAAACCGGGUCGAAGAAGACGAUGAAAGUUUCUACGGAUUGCGCCGGCGUCGUCAGCAAGUAGAUGAACCGCAAAAGCAAACAGAACAAGAACAGGGUGACGAACGGACACUAGACGAUCUGAUCCAGUUAGCCGUGGAACGAUCGGUAGCAGGAAUGUAUCAAUCGUACGAUAAAUAUGCACUUCCCCUGUCGGACAGUGAAUCGAGCGAUGAGGACUUUUCACCGCCCAGCAGGCGAACGAUAAUGCAAGCCUUACCGACGCUCUUCACAACGAAGCGACCCCUGCCGCACGUGAUUGGGUCGGAGGAGUGGCAAAACAAUUGGCACGUGGGACUAAACUGGGAAACUGGAUCCGAUUCCGAUCGGAAGGAGGAGUACUCUGACUCGCCGAGCGAAACGGAUGACGGUGGAAUGUUCCCUUCACAGCCGAACAGCAAACAGCACACUCCGUCCGAAUCGGAAAGCUCCAUCUGGGGUGUGGAAGGUCGAAAACGGGCACCUUCGUUAGAUCCCAGCAUUACAGGGGACGAUGGAUCGUCCAUUUAUUCGUUCGCUAGUUCUUCCAAGGUUCCCCGUACGCUACCAGCAAGCAGACAGCCUGUGGUUGGGGUCCGGGGUCUAACAUCGGUGGAAGGUGCUAGGUUGAAACCGCCAAGCUUGUUCCCGGAAGAGCCACCCCCAGAAGAUGGCCGACCGUCGAAGGGUGAGCGUGGUCUGUUUGAUGAUUCACCGGAGGUGGAUGAACCGAUGCCAACACCAACACCUCAGCCACGUCAAACGGCGCCAGUAAAUGAUGCAACGAAAGCCUUCUUUAAGGGCAACACUCAACCACCUGCGCGAAAGAUGGUCAAUCUGUUCGACGAUGAACCACCGGAACCGAUGCAAAACACGCCAGUGCUACCGGAACGAAGGAAAACUAUUAAUCUCUUUAUCGAAAGUGACGAUGACGCGGAUGGUGAGGAUCGCGAAAAUGUUCGCAACAAUAAUCGUACACCGGCGAUCGAACCGAGUCUGGCGAAGCAAUUGCUAUCGAAACAGCCACCGAAACAUCGAGGAUCGGCACUAACGAAUCCGAAAGCGAUGCCCGAAUUGAUUGACGAACUGAACAACAAUUUACGAAAGCAACAGGAACCGUCGGCAGUGUCAGAAACGGUUCGUGCUGUCGCAGCAAAAAGCAAUCGACCUACUCCCGCGCUAGCAAAUAAUAAACGACCAGAGACGAAUCUUUUCGACGAUGAACCGCCGGUAGAUACGUUCGAUCAGUUGUUUCAUGCGGCAAAACUUUCCGUUAAGCCAACCGUUCCGACAUCGAUGACCACCGGUGCUGUGAAGGAGAAAAUGAUCGUAAAUUUAUUCGCCGAAGAUGACGAGGACGAUUACGGUGGUAUUGUGGUGGGUAGCAAUGAAACGAAAUCACAACCAAAAUCUCCCCAACAGGGAACGCCGAAUAUUCCGAAUCGUACGAUGCUCCCGAAACCUGCAGACCGGUUACCGGUGCUGAAGAAAAAAUCUAUCUUUGAUGAAUCAGAAUCCGAGGACGAUGCUGAGGCUGUUCUAUUUGGUGCGUCCGGCAGUGUGCCUCCGGUUGCGCCAUCAAUACCAAAAGCUGUACCAAAAGUGAUGAAAUCCAUUUUCAGUGAUAGCUCCGAAGCGGAGGAAGACGAUGAUGAGGCACUGUUUGGCAAAUCGUCUAGCAUUUUGAAGGAUAAAUUAGAUGCAUUGAAAAGGAACGGAGGUACGGCCGGUGUACAUACAGAAGACGUUUCCUCCGGUAAGCCGGAUAACAAUUCUACGACCAAGAGUAAAUCGCUUUUUGAUGAAGAUUCCGAUAGUGGAAUACCCGACUCGAAAGAUCAGACUUUGGUAGGAAGCUUAUCAAAACCAGCGCAAGUAGUUACAACCGUUAAGACUACGAAAAGCACUCCGAGAGUAUCUUUAUUUGAUGAUGAACCACCGUCUGAUGAUGAAGAUGCACUGUUUGGUAAAAGCGCUACAAGUAAAGCAAUUCCUCAAGCAAAAUUGAACCAUGUUGAAGACACACCAAACAGAGGAACAGUUGCAUUGGACGAACCAAAAUCACGGGAAACUGAUACUCGAAAUAACAUAGUUCCAAAACAACCACCGGAAAAAGCUCCCGUUGAUCCAAAUAAUAUUCGUAGCAUGAUAUUAAAGAAAUCCAUUUUCAAUACGGAUUCGGAAAGUGAAGAGGAUGAUUCUAUUUUUGAUACCGUACAAAAAAGUGCGCAAAUGGCAAACAAAGUAACGACUAAAGCCGAGAGUAAUGUAACGAUAGGGGAAAGUGAAAUUUCUCCAGCAAAGAACGUAUCAAGUCAGGUGCAAAAUACACCAACAAGCGAUAAGAAGGAGGAAUCGGUAAAAGAAAACAUUGAAGAGGACACAAAAUCAAAUAAUGAACAAAAUGAAGAUAAUUCUUCCCUGGCAGAAGUUAACAGUGUCGUUCAGAGCAUGUCACAACCUACGAAGCACAUCGUGCAGAAAGAGAACAACAGCGCAGUUGAUCCUACCUCGUUAAAGGAAGGAUCUUUUUCUACAAACGGAAACGAUAGCGAACCAGUAAUCGAGAGUAGAACAGGUAAUGAAAUGGACAACUCUAAGCCAACAGCAGUGUCUAGCAAUAAUGUACAAGUGGAUACUGAUCGUAGUGAAACAAUUACGAAUGAAAGAUCAAGCAAUUUGGACGUGAUUCAUAUCGAACCAACCGAGCUGGAGGAACCAACCGAACCACAAGUAGAUGACACAGCUACGGGCAUUAUGAUAGCAAACGAUAUAGAUUAUUAUCUGCGCACGAAUGAUCCGGCUAAAGGCAACACCAGUAAGCGAUCGACAGCUGGAUCACCGCCAACAACACCCAGGACGCCUCCUUCCUCGAAGUCUGAACCAAAAAGUGCCUUAACAUUCAGCCCAAUUGGCUUGUUCGAUGACGUUCCACCGCCGGAUGAUGGUGACGAAACGGACGAUACCACGCAACGGCAAAACCCGCACACUAUCGGAUCCGGUGAGCCAGCGAUACCGUCGAUCAUGGACGAAACAGCUAGCUAUCCAACAGAAACACAGUCGCUCGAUUUCAUACCGACGAACGGUGCUGGUGGCAAUCGUACACGGUACCUCUUUGACGAUGAACCACCGCCGGAUGAAGCCGAUAAUAGCAGAACAAAGUCAAACUUUGGUGAUCCGUCUCCCGGUCGUAGUAAAGCGUUGUUUGAUAACGUUGCUCCUUCCUCGUUACCUCCGAUGGUAGAUGAUAGUAAUCGAGUUGAUUCCACCAAACCUAGCCGUCAGAAGAUUAAUAAACUAAACACCAAAAUUGCCAUCAACGUUGCAGCGCUGCUGCCCGGUGCAAAAAGAUCGACCGGAAAUGUGACCACUUCACCGGAGAAGAUUCACAACGUAUUGAAUGAUGCGACCGAUGCUGCGUUACCUGUUGAUGAUAAGAAACCGACCCAAUCCGGAGAUGUUGGUGCUAAUGGAAAGCUGACCGGCUUAAACAAGGGCAGAGCUCGUAUCCCUACCAAACGUAAACCUCCUUCCAGACAAACUCUUCGCGCCGGAACGGGAAGUUCCUCGCUGCAAAGUUCUCUCAGUGAAGAAGCGAUGGUCCAAAACGAUCCUAAAAUAUCAACAGCUGAUGAUCGUAUUGUUGUGGGAUCGGAAGGAAAAAUCGAACACAUUGAAGCUGGCUUGCCGCAAACGAAUUUCCCUCCACAAAAUAAUGUAUCUUCUUCACUCAAAGUAGCGCAAGGCGUACACAAUGAUGAUUCAUUUAUUGAUCGUUUGAGUGCAAGUGUGCGAAAUCCGUCGAAACGAUCGGUACUACCAGAUGGUACUGAAGGUGUGAAACCGUUGGGAGUCGUUUCGGCUCAAAAAACGACGGCAAAACCUUCGAACAAAUCCAUCUUUGACGAUAGUGAUAGUAACGGUGAGGAUAAUGAUGUAUUUUCCAACAAGCUAUCCUCCAAGACGAUUCCUGUGAAGAAACCAACGCCGGUACAAGAAGCACCGACCAAACAGCAACCGAACGUCGCUACUAGCCGAAGCAUUUUCGUUUCUGACGACGACGACGAUGCUGCGGAUGGUGGUGAAGAUGAUCUUUUCGGUACGAAAAUAUCGUCCAUCGCUGGUCAGCUCAAGUCAAAAGGUGCUGAUGCGUCCACAUCGCGUGUGGGAUCGGGAAAAACGGAACGGAAAGGACUGUUCGACAAUGAUGACGAUGGUAGUGACGAUGAUGAUGAUCUGUUCGGUAGUAAAACCCGAACCAUCUCGAAAGUUAACAGCUUGCAACAGCAAAUGGAUCAAACUAAACCGGCCAACAGAUCACUUCCGACAGUAACUAGACCGAUUACGACCACCACGCAAACGGGUGAUGAUCCGUUGGCGGAUUUGUUAGCCGAUUCGUGAAACACGGAACAUCUACGACAGAUAGGAGGAGAAAAAGGAUUCAGAAUCCUCUUAAUUCCCCUGCUGUCUUCCGGGUUUCCGAGUUGUUGGUAUUAUUAGGUGUAUAUGCAAUUUAGCGGACAUAUAGCGGAAAGAAUAAUUGAACAAAACGGCGCGUUUUUUUGUUUCUUUGUUUGGUUGGUGUGGCAUCAAACAGGUACCCCAAACCAGAAUCAUUAUUGUUAACUGCCUACCGCUUAUGGUAUUGUUAUCUAGUCAGAUAAAGAAAAUUCUAUUCUACUUGGUUUUGCAUUUCGGCACCACUGUUUUUUUAUGUUUGUUUGCCUUUCUCACAAGUAUAUUAUUGCAACAUUCCAACAUCGAAAUGUUAAACAUUUAUUUUCGUUUGUAAAAAAACGCAUUCUAAUUGCACAUCAAAUGUGAGGAAAAAAUGUGCAACUAUUUCAUUGUUUGUUGUUCAGAUUUGUAUGAAGUUUUGUUUUGUUUCAUAUAUCCAAAAAAAAAUCACCUUCCUUUCUAUGCAUACAUUUUGUUUAAUAAUUACACAGCACAGGAUAGGUGUGUGAGAAGAUGUUAACCAAAUUUUAUUGUAAAAAAUCUAUGAAACGGUAGAAGUGAAAUGGUGUAGAAAAAAUGAAA